ACAGCAGUAUGGUGAACCGCACAAAGACAGAGACUGAGACCUGAUCAAACAUCAGCACAGCUUCGCUGACGCAGCCCAUUCAUUGGCUCGGACGCCAAAACCUUUGCCGUUAAAUAGCCCGCGCCGCUCGCCUUAUCUGUGGCAGCCAGCUCCAAGCUAGCUUUGCUUUAGCCUCGGUCUUCGCCAUUCUUAAUCCAGUGCUCCCCACCACGCCAAUGGAGGCUCCGCUCCUCCUACCAAUCUCCACCGCCUCAUCCUGCAUCGAGAUCGCCGAGGGCGCCGUGCCAUCGGGCCCUCGUGCUCGCUCGUCCUCGUCCAUGCCUUCGGCCCAGAGCUUCGUCCUCCGCGUGGUGACCGUGGUCGCCGUGGCGUGCGCGUCCCUGUUCGCGCAGCACGAGGCCGGCAAAGGCUUCGCCGUGUCCGUCGCGAACGACCUGCCGCGGGGCAGCGCCGCGGCGCGGCGCUUCGACCUCCUCCUGGUGUCCAACGGCCGCGCCGAGCGCGCGCUCCUGCGCGCCAGCCGCGCCGUGGAGCGCGCGCUGUUCCCGGACCCGUCGUUCCCGCGCAGGCAGGUCCGCCGCGUCACCGUCCGGAUGGCUGCGCGCAACCUCACCGGCGCCGCGGUGCACUCCGCGGCGCCCGGGGAGUACGUGGUCUCGCUGGGCCCCGGCCUCGCGUCCUCCGCGCCCGCCGCCGAGGCCGCGCUGCGCCGCGCCAUCGCGCGCGUGUGGCUCUGGGACGGCCGCGGCGCCGCCCCGGCGCGCGUCACCGAGUCCAUGGUUGACUACCUCGCCUCCGCCGCGGCCGAGGUCGAGGUCGAGGUCGAGGCGCCUCCAUCGGCUGCCGGGUGCGGCAUGUCGGCGCGGCUCCUGAGGCUUCUGGAGGCGCGGCGCGAGGGCUUCGUGGCAAGGCUGAACCGGGCGAUGAGGGACCGGUGGAGCGACGCCGCUGUGGACGCGGCGCUCGGCGCGCCGGCCCGGCUCGCCUGCCACGACCAGAAGAAGGGAGCGACGGCGCUGACCGGCCGCGGCACCACCACCUCUCCACGUCGGACGCCGGACGCCGCUCGUGGGUCCAGCGUGGCAACGUGAGGCUGGAAGCGAAGGGCAGUUCUGGUAUUGGUGUCUUAGAUUGAAAUUAAAACUGGUCCCGCGGGUGGUAGGCGUGGGCCAUGGCCGCGGCCCUAAUGGUGGCUGGAGGUGAGUGAGUGGUCGUUGUCAUGCAUGUAAAAAUGGUAGAUGGCUGGGACUGGGAGGAUGAGGGCCCCCCGGUGGCUUCAUCAUUUGGCUUGAGCAUGAGAGCAUCCAUCCAGAUCCAUAGUGGAUUGUAAAUGACAGGUAGUGCUAUAAAAAUAUGGUUCCAUUCCAUGCCAUAGCAAACGCGAUGUGAGAAAUAGAUUUUUUGUUUUA
Molecule: messenger RNA, 1409 nt
Organism: Zea mays
Lineage: Eukaryota; Viridiplantae; Streptophyta; Magnoliopsida; Poales; Poaceae
Product: Plant basic secretory protein (BSP) family protein
Exons: 1
Coding region: 216-1091 (291 amino acids)
Source: RefSeq, marked validated